UUUUGAAAAUAAAUUAACAUCACAUAAUGUUUCCUAUGUUGAAUAUGUACAAUGUUAUGAAAAUUCCAAAUAUGUACCAUCCAGUGACACAUUCUUAACAGAACGUGGAGUUAAAUUACUUCGUGAAAAACAUUAUUCGGAAAUAGUUAAUUCGGAAAAUUUUAUUCUUCAAAACGAAAAAGAUUUUCGUGAAGGAAUGCAGACAGGUUUAUCUGACGCGGCAGGAUGCCCAAGUGACCCCUCUGAUUCCAAUGCUUUGUUGAUCGUUAAUAGAACACCGUGUGCUAAAGAAGGAAAUAAAACAAAUAAAACAAAAUCAAGUACUAUCGCAGAAGUGGUUGAUUAUAAUAGUGGAAAUUCUACGAUUAAUCUGCUAACACCAAAAUUAGCUAGAAGCCCAACCACAAUCGUACCUACUAUUCCUACAGGUCAAUCUUCUCGUCAACUAUUUCUAGAGAGGAGUCUAUCCCCUUCAGCGCCUUUAUCUGUAAAUGAAACCGUUUUUGUAUCAGCUUCAUCGUCAAAUCCAAACAUGACAAUUAAACGUGGACUUCAUAACCCCAGAAACAAUUUAUUAUCAGAAGUACUUGAUACUCAACAGCAUCGUUUACCUGUUACUGCACAAUACUCAGAUGAAUUAGUAGCUGCGCAAAAUGGUGAUUCGGACUCAUUUUCAUCAUCCAUGCCAGAAUUAGAAGGUGAUAUUUUCAAUAUAUCGGAAGUUCUUUCGGCAUUAUUACAUGGAGUGGAAGAAAAUGAAAAAGGAAAUGAUGAUCGGCAAAAUACGCAUUCGAAUAAUCGAACUGGAAUUAUUCUUCCGCCGAAUAAUAGAGAUAUAGGUAAACAUCCUUCCUGUAUGGUUAUCAUUCAUGUUUUGUUGGAAGAGUGA
Molecule: messenger RNA, 889 nt
Organism: Didymodactylos carnosus
Lineage: Eukaryota; Metazoa; Rotifera; Eurotatoria; Philodinida; Philodinidae
Source: the annotation of a GenBank genome assembly